Molecule: messenger RNA, 6441 nt
Organism: Linum tenue
Lineage: Eukaryota; Viridiplantae; Streptophyta; Magnoliopsida; Malpighiales; Linaceae
Source: the annotation of a GenBank genome assembly
AUGUCUGCGAAAUGGCGGACACUGCAGCACCGUCACCGUUACACAUACAACGCCGUGAUUUUCCCGCCCUCGUAUGCAGACAUCUUGUCUCGCUCUCUCUUAGCAUCCAAUUCCAAUCCGAAGUGUUCAGCUUUCGUCAGAGACCUCAACCAUUUGAUUUCGCUGACUUCCAUCUACACUCAAGUAGCCCAUGCCAAGGCCCUGGCUUCAUCCUUCUCCAACUUAGUUAGAGAUAGUGAAAUUGACGCCAGUCUUCUGGAAUUAGCUUCUCGUUUUUACUUGGAAGUUCUGUUCAUGGAGAACUCGCCCCCUCUGCAUCGCACUUUAGUAUCUGGGUUGUCGAGAAUUAGCGACGGCGAGAGGCAAUUUUUGGUCCACAAGUGUUUUGGAGAACUCUGCAAGGAGUAUAAUGGGGCGCUGGCGAAGAAGAAGAAGCGGUUCUGUUUGUCGAAAGUGGCCUUGUCUUUUAUGGGUAUGCCCAAGUUGGGUUAUUUGGUGGAGAUAAUUGAAGAUUGCGCAUUUCUGGUUGCUUGGGAUGUAGUUAUUGGGUUGGAAAGUGUGGUUUCGGAGACUGAACAGCAGGCGAGGCCGUCUCCUGUUGUUCUGGAGCAAUGCCAGGAUGCACUGUCUUGUUUGUACUACUUGCUUCAGCGGUUCCCAGGAAAUCUCAAGGAUUCGAAUAAUGUCGAUGGUGAAGGCGAACCGAAAGUUUUGGAGAGGGUAUUUAAGGUUUUGAUAAGUGUGUUGAAAUCAGUGGCUUUUACGAGGGAUUGUUUUGUGGCAGCUGGAGUGAGCUUGUGUGCUGCUUUGCAAGCGUCUCUCAGUGCUGAAGAGCUUGGGUUGCUUAUUGCUCAAGGUAUUCUUAAACAGUUCACUUCAUGUUCUCUGAUUGAUAACGGCGACAAUGGAGUGUUUAGUGAUGCGUUGCAGAAGGUUCCAUACAAUGGGGAUUUUUGUCAAGAAGUACAUAAUUUAUCUCUUUUGAGCAGGCUUUGCUUGAUUAGAGGGAUUCUUACUGCUGUCUCAAGGACAGUACUUACUAGGCAAUUUCUGGUAAAAAGCGGUAAACUCGAGGGAUAUGAAGAUUCUGGCUCCUCUGUCAAGACCAUUUUGUAUGAUGGUAUCUUCCUGGAGCUUUGUAACUAUUGUGAGAACCCUUCGGACAGCCAUUUUAAUUUCCAUUCGCUUACAGUUAUGCAAAUUUGUUUGCAACAGAUGAAGACUUCAAUUUUGAGUCAUCUGACUGAGCAAUCAGGCGACUACAAUCCAAUCCCAGAGGACAUGCGGACCCGAAUUCUGAGGAUUAUAUGGAAUAAUUUGGAAGAUCCUUUAAGUCAGACAGUGAAACAAGUCCAUCUAACGUUUGAUCUUUUCCUAGAUAUUCAGUCAACCCUUCAUUCAGGAGUUGACAGCAAGGGUAUCAAGCCAUUUCUUGUAAAUAUUGCUUCCCAUGUACUACGUAUGGGGGCUCGUUGUAAGGGAAGAUAUGCUCCCUUGGCUUCACUGACUAAGAGGCUGGGAGCACUUGCUUUGCUGGACAUGAACUCUGACUUGAUGGAUGAAACAGCACAAGCGUACUUAGAUGAUGAUGUGUGCUGUGCUGCCACAUCUUUCUUAAAAUGUUUUCUUGAAAUCUUGAGAGAUGAAUGUUGGAACAAUAAUGGUGUUGAGACAGGUUAUGAACUUUACAGAGGAUAUUCUAUGCCCCCUUUUCUUAGUGGUCUUGCUUCUGGAAUAUCAAAGCUUCGCUCAAAUCUCAACACUUAUGCGCUCCCUGUUCUGCUUGAAGUUGAUGUGGAUAGCAUAUUUCCUAUGCUUGCUUUCAUCUCAAUCGGGCCAAACAGCAAGGAAAGUGGAAUUUCACAUCCUGAGCUUACUUGCUGGAACUUGGAACUUGGGAUUGGGGAAAAGGUGGCUGUCUUAAUCUCUUUGCUUAAGGUAUCACGUUCACUUGCAUUGCUGGAUGGAGAUAUUGAUUUAUCUGAUACCAGUUCAGAUGAUAAUGUUCCACUAGAUUGUGUAAAGGGAGCAGAACUCGUGGGUUCUUAUGGUAUUGUAUGCAUUAAAGGGAUAAUGGUUAAGGUCCCUGUCGACUGGCUAGUAAUGGCUUUGACUCAUGUUGAUGAGUCACUUCGAGUGGAUGCAGCUGAGACUCUUUUUCUGAAUCCUAAGACAUCUAGUCUUCCUUCUCAUUUGGAACUCGCUCUCCUCAAAGAAGCUGUGCCACUGAACAUGAGAAGUUGCUCAACGGGUUUUCAGAUGAAGUGGUCAAGCUUGUUCAGGAAGUUCUUCUCUCGGGUUCGAACUGCAUUGGAGAGACAAUUUAAGCAGCAUGGCUGGAAACCUUUAGGCAAAAUAACUGAACCGUUUUCAAACGGGGAAGUUGGUAUUGAAAGGGCAGCGGAUCUUUUUAGUUUUAUGAGAUGGCUUGCGUGUUUUUUAUUCUUCUCAUGCUAUCCCUCUGCCCCUUACCGGAGAAAAAUCAUGGCAAUGGAACUCAUACAGAUUAUGCUCAAUGUAUGGUCUAUCAGACCUUCGCAGGACGACUCUGGGAGCUGCCUGCAUCCCUACAGUAAUUCCAUCACUUCACCUGAUUCAACCUUGUUGCUGGUUGGAUCUGUUAUAGAUAGUUGGGAUAGGCUCAGAGAGAGUUCUUUUCGUAUUUUGCUUCAUUUCCCUACCCCGCUUCCUGGCGUCGAGUCUGCUGAAAUGGUCAAGAAAGUAAUCAUUUGGGCUCAGAGAUUAGUUUGCAGUCCACGGGUGAGAGAAAGUGAUGCAGGUGCACUAACUUUAAGGCUCAUAUUUCAGAAGUAUGUAACAGAGCUAGGAUGGACUGUUAGAGCUUCUGUUAAUGUCGUAUGUUUUGAGAGAUCAUCAUAUCAUCAAGUAUCCAAUGGGGCUGGUGGCCAGAUGGUUCAACCUUCAACUCCUGUUGUGGAGUACAUUAAAUCUUUGAUUGAUUGGUUGGAUGCUGCAGUGGAAGAAGGGGAGAAAGAUCUCCAUGAAGCUUGUAAGAGCAGCUUUGUUCACGGGGUGUUGCUUGCAUUGAGGUAUACAUUUGAGGAACUGGAUUGGAAUUCUGAGGCAGUCAUGUCUAGCAGCUUAGACAUGAGAUCUGCAUUAGAGAAACUCUUGGAUCUGGUUAUGAGAAUCACAAACUUGGCACUUAGUGUGGUUUCUGCUGAUGCCUGGUAUAUGCCUGAGAUGGAUGAGAUGGAUGAUGAAGAUUCUUACUUGGUAGGUGAGAUGGAUGUUUUGGAACUCUCAUCUGAGCAAGGUGGCAUUGAUUCAAAACUUGAGCAUGGCAACAGGAUGUCCGAACAGAUUGUCAUGGUUGGUUGCUGGUUGGCUAUGAAAGAGGUGAGUCUUCUUCUUGGAACUGUCAUGCGAAAAAUUCCUUUACCAACAAACAGUUGUUCAGAUCCACUGGAGCAGCUACCCAAAAUUUCAGAUGCUGCUAACCUUGAAACAACAUCCAAUGCUGUGCUUGAUAUGGAACGGCUUGAGCAAAUUGGAAGGCACUUCUUGGAAGUACUUCUUAAGAUGAAGCAUAAUGGAGCAAUUGAUAAGACGAGGGCUGGAUUUACUGCUCUUUGCAACCGUCUGCUUUGUUCUAAUGAUCCAGAACUAUGCAAGUUGACAGAGUCGUGGAUGGAACAACUUAUGGAAAGAACUGUGGUAAAGGGACAAACUGUGGAUGAUUUGUUGAGGAGAAGCGCCGGCAUCCCGGCAGCAUUUAUUGCUCUGUUUCUUUCAGAACCAGAAGGUUCACCCAAAAAGCUUCUCCCACGAGCUCUUCGAUGGCUAAUUGAUUUGGCUAAUGGCUCUUUGCUUAGACUGAAUGAUGCCACUUCCUCAGCAAAAUCAGAUCAAGUCCCCGAUUCCGAACAGCACCAGUACGAGACUUGUGAGAUGCAGAAGGCCUCAAAAAUACGAGAUGAGGGUGUAGUUCCAACUGUACAUGCCUUUAAUGUUCUUAGAGCCGCUUUCAACGAUGCAAAUUUGGCUACUGAUACAUCCGGGUUCGCUGCAGAGGCUGUAAUUAUCUCAAUUAGCUCUUUUUCUUCCCCAUACUGGGAGGUAAGGAACGCAGCUUGUUUGGCAUAUACUGCACUAGUAAGGCGUAUGGUUGGGUUCUUAAACGUUCUGAAAAGGAAUUCUGCACGUCGUGCCUUAACUGGCCUCGAGUUUUUCCAUCGGUACCCUUUACUGCACUCAUUUCUUCUCAAGGAACUGAAAGUUGCAACUGAUCUGCUUGAAGAUGCAAAACCUGGGCAUUCGGGAUCCAACCUAGCAAAAGUUGUCCAUCCCAGUUUAUGUCCAAUGUUGAUUCUUCUAUCCAGGCUCAAGCCCUCAACUAUUUCUAGUGAGAAGGGAGACAAUCUGGAUCCCUUCUUGUUUAUGCCAUUCAUCAGGAAAUGCUCUACCCAAAGCAAUCUACGAGUCCGUGUUCUUGCUGCUAAAGCCUUAACGGGGCUAGUAUCCAAUGAGAGACUGCCACAUGUCCUCUUGACCAUCGCCUCCGAACUACCUCACUCCAACAGUCCAGUCAAGAAAGCUACCUCGGCUUCUUUCAACUCAACACAUGGGAUGUUAUUGCAGCUCAGUUGUCUUCUUGAUGUUAAUUGCAGAAACCUGGCUGAUUUCGGGAAGAAAGAUCAGAUUCUCCACGAUUUGGUCCAGAUUCUAGUGCAAUGCUCUUGGAUAUGUUCCCCCAAAAGCUGCCCGUGCCCUAUCUUAAAUACAUCCUUUCUACAGGUGGUGGAUCACAUGCUCAGUAUCAAUGAUAAUCUUCUUAAUAUUCGCCAGCUGCUUUUGGAACUCUCUACAGGAUGCUUAGAUGCUGAAGAUUCUUAUAAAAUGGUUUCUUAUGAUCCCACGGUAGCUGAGCUUCGGGAACAAGCUACGCACUCUUAUUUCAGUUGCUUCCUUCAGAGGCCUAAAGUUGAAACUGAAGCCUUUGUUGGACUCCAAGAGAGGCUGACGCUUUCCUUGAAAGAUUCAUCAUAUGAAGUUCGACUGGUGACACUGAAAUGGCUGCUUAAGUUCCUGAAGCAUGAUUUUCUCCCUGGAGAGAUGGCAAAAACUAUUGAAGAAUGGACUAGAUCAAGCCUUCAGAAAACCAUGAUGAGCCUCUUGGACUCGGAGAAGAAUCGUCGGUGUGUAUACUACAUUCUCAGGGUUAUUUUCACCUGGAACAUGCUACUGUUUGAGAAGACUGGUGAUAACCGAGAUCUUGAUGGCACUGAUUAUGUCUGCCAAUUGGAUCUUUGCCAAAUAUCCCAGUUUUGGGAUAAGUUGCAGUCAUUAUACAAGGUCACAAGACAUUUAAAGACCAAGGAGAAACUCAUCUGUUGCAUGGCCAUAUGCGUGAAGCAGUUCGCAGCCCUAUUCAUCAGCUCUCCUCUUUCUUCCACUGAAUCAAAUCAACUGGAGACCCCAAUAUAUUUGAUUCGAUCCAUCACCUUUUUUGUUGACUUGAUCAAAUGCCAUAGCUCCUCAUCUGAACCAGUAAACAUGCGCAUGGCAGUUGCUGAAGCUAUUACGGCAUCGAGUUUGCUCGGGCAAGCAGAACUCCUCGGUUCUUCUGUAUUCAACUCUGAUCCGCCAUAUAAUGCUUCUUCCUCAAAAGGUUUGCCAAACUUAUAUGCUUCUCAAGUUCUCGAGAUAUGGUUCACUAGCAUCAAGUUGAUGGAGGAUGAAGAUGACGGAAUUAGACAGGAAGUCGCACAAAAUGUUCAGAAACAUUUUCACCAUCGUCGGGAAGUCAGUGGUGUUCCAACCCAAGUGGAAAGAGUGAUCGAGCUCAGCUUUUCCCAUCUUUCCUCCAUCUUCGGCCACUGGAUUCCUUACUUCACUUACCUCUUACAGUGGGUACUGGACAUAGCAGCAACAACCUCUUUUGUUUCUUCUUCCGGUGGUGAUGAUCUCGUGAGACGAGUUUUUGACAAGGAGAUUGAUAACCACCAUGAGGAGAAGUUGUUGAUAUGCCAGAUCUGUUGCUCCCAUCUUGAGAAGCUUCCCCUUCCAGCUAUCGACCUGUAUUUGUGGAGGAUGAAAUUUGCUAACCAGCUGAAGUUAUUUGCCGAAAACUUUGUUGGAAAACUUGGAGGAGUUGAGUGGAUAGGUGGUUUGGGUAACCACAAGGAUGCUUUUCUGCCUGUGUAUGGGAAUUUGCUUGGGUUUCACGCCAUCUCAUACUGCAUCUUGAACGGGGAAUUCGAGGAUGGAAUGGGUAUCUUAUCUGAUGUUGUUGAACUCGGGAAAAGUAUUGAAUGCUUCUUCAGUAAUCCAUUGAUCCUUAAUCUGUUUUCGCUGGUACUGAGAUCGCACGAGAAGAAUGCUGGUGUCUCUGCUGCACACCAGUUUGGCUGUGAGUUGGUAGAUGAUGAUGCUGCUGCACUUUACGAUGGGUUUAAUCCAUAUUAUCUUCUUAGAUGA